GUUUUCGUCAGCACGGUCUCAAAGGCAGUGGAGGCGGAGAAGGCCACGCCGGCAUGGGUCCUUAGCAUGCUUUUGCCGGGAGCCGCUCACCAGGAAGACAUCCAAAAGCUCCAAAGUACUGCGGACGACAACAAGGACCGCAUCACUGCUAUUGAAAACUAUAUUUCAGGUCAGGAAGCGUUCGUGUCCAGUGGUGGAGCAUACGGCGUGCAACGCGGUGGUCGUGCUCAGCGGGGGACCGACAAACGUGAUAAGGAUAAUUCCAAAUCCCGAGGUCCUCCCGCGCGGGCGAAGGCGAAAGUAUCCUUCGCUGGUACUGCCAAGCCCGACGCCGCGAACCAUAAGAAGGAAUGUGACUUUAUUGGUUGUCGUUUCAGUAACAUUCGCUUUACGAACACCCGCGCGGAGUGCAAGAACGAAUAAGCCGCUAAGAACGAAGGGUACACGGUUACGAAGAACUAGGGUCGCCCGAGUAGGCAGCAUCCCUCGGCUAACGUGGGACACCAAUCAUUUGGUUCUGUCAAACCAGUACGUACAAACUGGGAUAGACUGCAAAGCACGAGCAAGCAGAAGAGAGCCAGAGUAGAUGAGAGGGAUUCAAAACACUGUAACAAUGGUGUACGAUCUCUGGUGGGAACAAGAAAAGCAGUCAAAGAGCAGCGCUGCAGAAAGACAUUUGAAGUACAUGUACCACGAAAACAUUCUCGCGAAGGUUGUAGCAGCAAGCAAACGCGAGGAGUCCCGAAGUCAAGUACCCGCACAACUGAUGCAGUAGCCGCUGUAGAUCCAGCACUAGAGGAUAGCACCCAAGUAAGGCAAGUAGCCGCCUGUUUAGCGCCGCAAGCCUUACACGCAGCUACCGUAGCUGGGGACUUCAGGUCGAAACAUAGGUCUAACCUAAUGAGAACUGACCACAAUGAAGAAUUUCAUGCUUUUUACAUGUCUGCACUCGCUGGAUAUCCCGUGUGUCCAUCGAUAUUCCGAUCGACAUCCAAGCGAGUACGUGUACCCGCCAGAACAAACAAUGAAUCGGUUGACGAA
Molecule: messenger RNA, 1041 nt
Organism: Ectocarpus sp. CCAP 1310/34
Lineage: Eukaryota; Phaeophyceae; Ectocarpales; Ectocarpaceae
Source: the annotation of a GenBank genome assembly